Vicia faba (fava bean) is the source of this 474-nucleotide messenger RNA. NCBI's taxonomy places the organism in Eukaryota, Viridiplantae, Streptophyta, Magnoliopsida, Fabales, Fabaceae. The record is from the annotation of a GenBank genome assembly.
AUGAGGUCCAUCGAGGAAGCCAGCAAUGCAAUGGCUUUAAAUGGAAUUAUUUUUCAAGAUGCACCAGUUAAAGUCGAGAGACCUACUGAUUAUAAUCCUUCUCUAGCUGCUGCCCUAGGUCCAAGCCAACCUAACCCAAACCUUAAUUUGAGGGCAGUCGGCCUAUCACCUAGAUCUGCUGGGGGACUUGAUGGUCCUUAUCAGAUUUUUAUUGGUGGAGUUCCUUAUUACUUUACUGAAACACAGAUUAGAGAGCUUUUAGAGACUUUUGGUCCUUUUCGGGGUUUCGAUCUAGCGAAAGAUAGAGAAACAUGGAAUUCAAAGGGUUAUGCAUUUUGUGUUUAUCAAGAUAUUUCCGUUACAGAUAUUGCUUGUGCAGCUCUCAAUGGAAUAAAAAUGGGUAAUUUGGUGAAUGUGGUGAUUCCUCGCCCACGACCCCAUGGUGAACUAUGCCCUGGAGUUGGAUUCUUCUGA